Molecule: messenger RNA, 1461 nt
Organism: Penicillium alfredii
Lineage: Eukaryota; Fungi; Ascomycota; Eurotiomycetes; Eurotiales; Aspergillaceae
Gene: erg8
Product: phosphomevalonate kinase
Exons: 2
Coding region: 1-1461 (486 amino acids)
Biological process (GO): isopentenyl diphosphate biosynthetic process, mevalonate pathway; ergosterol biosynthetic process
Cellular component (GO): peroxisome
Molecular function (GO): phosphomevalonate kinase activity; ATP binding
Source: RefSeq, a predicted model, not a curated record
AUGCCCCCUCAACCAUCUUCUGUGACGGCUCUGUCCGCCCCAGGGAAGGUCCUCCUCACCGGUGGAUACCUUGUCCUCGACCGCAGCUACACCGGCACCGUCUUCGCACUCGACGCACGAAUUCACGUUGUCGUCCAGCAAUUGCGACGAGGCCAUCGCCGGGGACCUUCGGGGUCAGGAGCGGACACUAAGACAGCUGCCCUGGGUGGAGAGCCACAGGGUGUCAGCUCCGAGGAUCAAGAGGCCGCGGAUACCAUCGUGGUGCGCUCUCCACAGUUUGUGGAUGCGGUGUGGGAAUACGGUGUUCAGCGAUGCGAAAAUGGUGGCGGUGUGAAAGUGUUCCAGAAGGGCAACAGGCCCCGGAACCUAUUCGUCGAGACCUCUCUAAGCUAUGCCUUGACCUACAUCAGCUACGUCGCCGACUCCAAAGACUUCGGAUCAUUGUCGGUCACCAUCCUGGCCGAUAAUGACUACUACUCAGAGACGGCCACUUCCAGGGGCCCGGCGUCCCGGGCGCGCGGUCGCUUUGCCAACUUCGGCGUGCCUCUACAAGAAGCCCACAAGACGGGUUUGGGCUCCUCGGCUGCGCUAGUCACUGCCCUUGUCUCGGCUUUGGUCAUUCACCGCACCAUGCAGGCCGACGAUCUCGGCGCUGGCCGCGACAAGCUCCAUAAUCUGGCCCAAGCGGCCCACUGCGCCGCCCAGGGCAAGGUUGGAUCGGGAUUCGACGUCGCUACUGCAGUCUAUGGAUCGUGCCUCUACCGACGGUUCUCGCCGGCGAUUCUGGCGUGCGUGGGCGAUGUGGGCACCGAUGGGUUUGAGGAGCGGUUGUUUGCAGUUGUCGAGGACGCUGACCCGAAGCACCCGUGGGACACCGAGUGUGUGGACUUUGGCAUGCAGCUUCCGCGGGGGAUGCAGAUGGUUCUGUGCGACGUUGAAUGUGGCUCGCAGACUCCCUCGAUGGUCAAGAAGGUGUUGGAAUGGCGGAAUGCCAACCGCAAGGACGCCGACCUCCUGUGGGGCAAGCUCCAGAACAAUAAUGAACGACUACGACAAGAGCUGAAGCGUCUGGCACAGCAUCCUGGCUCGAACCCGGAUGGUGAUUUUUCCGGCAUCCGCUCCUCGAUCCAGCGAACACGGGAGUACAUCCGCACCUUGACCCAGGAGACUCAAGUCCCUAUCGAGCCCAGCGUUCAGACCGAGCUGCUGGACAACCUCAUGGAGAUUGAGGGUGUGAUUGGGGGGGUGGUCCCCGGCGCCGGCGGAUACGAUGCCAUUGCACUGUUGAUUCGGGAUGACCCAACAGUGAUUGCCCGGCUGAAUGAGCGGUUCGCCAACUACUCCAGCACCGUCGAGGAUGACUUUGGCGGCAAAAUCGGCAACGUGCGGCUACUGGGCGUGCGGCACGGCUCAGAGGGCGUGAAGAAUGAAAUCCUGGAGCAAUACGCCGGCUGGGUCUAG